AAGUGGCCUUUUGGAAAAAUAACUAUAUUGGAUCGCGAAUGUUUUAUCCUUGAUAUUAAGCCAUUACUCAUGGAACAGUUGAAAGAAUGAACUGAUAGUGGUUCUAUUAUGCUCCAAUCCUGAGUUUAGAACACAUCGAAUUUAGCAGAGUUGUAAAAACGUAUCCAAUCAUGAUCCACAGACGCACGAGUAGGCGUGACUCAUUUUGCGGUUAAAUUGAAUUCCAUGUCAACUGUGACCCAGCCAACGUCCGUCGACGAUCACGCGGAUCCCAGGAUUUGGUGUUGCCUGGCCAUUGAAACGGUACAGCGCACAGAACAGGAGGAAACUCGCCAAUCGUUUGGAAUUUGAAGACUAUCUACGUCUAUCAUUAUUAUUCUUAGAUUCUUAUUAUAGUUGUAGCCUACACGGAAUUAGAAUGUUGUUCCUGCGGUUCAAAAGAGUAAACAGUUUUUAGACUUCAGAUGUGACGUUCUGUUACGCAUCAACAAACUACGCUCUCCAAAAAGAUACGCGUUGAACAAUGAUUAAAAAUAUAAUUGUAUCAGUUGGAUACCAUUUAUUCUAAGAUAUACUUGCUUUCUGGCGGAUUUGACUUGUGUCGUAGGCUAUACAAACUGGAUAUAAACCUGUGUCUCGUGGCAAAGAUCCUAACUACCCACUGCCUGCGCGCGCCAAAAAGGCUCCCAGAGAUUGCAGUCAAUUUAAACAUUUUCUGUAGAAGUUUCCUAAUGGCCAAAUUGAGCUUUACCUAUCGUCGACUACCAUCUUCAAGGAUUUAACAGGUGUUCGACACCUUUACCACCGAUCGGCGCAUCACGAGACAUCUGACAAUGACGGAAAACAGCGAGAUGGAGAGCGAACCGCAGCUUCAGCGCUCGCCGAGUACAAUGUCCAUCCAGCCGGUAACUUCCAAGCUCCAGCGUCUGAAGCGCUCCCUCUCCUUUAAGACGUUGAUGCGCAGUAAGAGCGUGGAGAACUUCUUCCAGCGCUCGUACAGCGACGCCCGUCUCCCCCCGGACUUCCUCAACGACCCCGCGCCCCCCUCUCCACCCCUGUCACAUGGUUCCCCACUCACCAACGACCGCUCGCCUUCCAUCUCUCCAUCCCUCAGCCCCAACCCCUCCCUCUGCUCCCGCUCCCCCUCUCUAUGCCCCUCCCCCUCGCUGCCCGCCAAGCCCACUCUCUCACCACGCCCCCAGGUGAACCAUUGCUUCCAGGACCACGUGUUUCGCAGGCCAACCAACUGCCAACACUGCAAGCACAUGAUUGUCGGAAACUCAAAACAAGGCCUUCGCUGUAAAACCUGCAAGAUAGGAGCUCAUCUGUGGUGUACCUCAGAGUUGUCCCAGCAACCAUGCUAUGGCAAGUCGGGAGCUUUCAAGCGUAACUUCAGUUCGCCAAUGCUUAUCAACGACCAACUUACAGUUGUCAAGGAGGUCCAGCCUACCCAAGAAGCUGGAAGAGCUUGUUUAGACCCUGUGUAUGCCACCCUGCGCUUUGGGACCUCCCUGGCACAGAUGAGCCGUUCCAGUUUUGGGAGUGUGUCAGAGUCACCCACCAAAAGCCUGGGGGAGGGAGGGGAGGAGAGGGAGCAGAGACAGAACAGCAUGGAGGAGGAGCUAUCUCAGGAGGCAGGAGUUCUAUCAGAUAUUCAUCCUCCAGAGGAGGAGAAGGCAGAGCUGGAGGAUGGGAGCGGUGUGUCUGUCCAUCCUCCUGCCGACGAGAACACUGUCAAGGUGCCUAAGCGAAUCGAGGUUCAUUCUAUCCACACUUAUGUAGCACUCUACAAGUUUCUGCCGCAGGAGCAUAAUGACCUGGAACUACAACCUGGUGAUCGAGUGCUGGUCACAGAUGACUCUAAUGAGGAGUGGUGGAAGGGGAAAAGUGGAGACAGAGUGGGCUUCUUCCCAGCCAACUUUGUCCAAAGGGUGCGGCCAGGAGAGAGGGUGUGGCGCGUCACCCAGGGUGCCCAUGGCAACAGGGAGAUAGGUCACUUGGCUGUGAAGGAGGAUCAGAUCUGUGUGGGGAAGAGUGAGGACAGCGAGGGCUUCCUGCGGCUGAGCAGCGGCAAGAAGCGAGGUCUGGUCCCGGCCGAGUCUAUCGAGGAGAUCUGAGCCUCUGCGUCCUGACCCGCCCUGCGUGUCCAGGAACACACUCACACACCCUGAGAGAUGUCAGGGACCCCCGCACUCCUCCACUGGAAAUGGACAAUGGGAGCUCUCAUCACCCUGUGUUUUCCUGCUGUACUUGUGUUUCAGAGUAGAUUUAGCUUCUCCUGUGUUCUUCUCCUAUAGGUUAGAUGAUUAGUGUCGGCAGGUAUGGAGUCCCACUAAUGCUCUCAUGAUGGACUGUUGGUUUUAAAAGCACGGGCUUAAUUACACCGGAGCCAAGGGCUCCAUGUCCAGCAGAAGUGACUGAUGUGAGGAGUGGUGCAGGGGGUGACACACACUGUAAUGUAGGGGUAGGUUGUUGCUAACAGGUUGACUCCCAUUGGUCUGUACUUGGCUCCGCCCACACUGGCUCUACUCUGCCAUGCUCUCUCUCCUUCGCUCUGGUCUCAGUCCCUCGGGUGAGACUUGGUUUCAUCCUAAUUUAGACUGGCAGACAACUCUGGCGGCAGCGUGAGGACUGGGAGCUCCAGGACACUGCGGUCAGACUGGAAGGAAGGACACACACUCUCCCCUGACCUCAACACUGACGGAUAGACCUUCAGCCCUCAAGCUCUGCACAGUCACCUGAAUGAACACUUAUACACCCGCUGUGCAGACAGGAAUAUAUGAUUCAAUGUAGAUAAUGUACGUUUCAAACUGGCAAAUAUAAAAGAAAUGAUCUGUUUUGCUAUUUUCACUUUAUAGAACCUACAAGGGAAUAUGACAGUGGUGAUGAGUUUAUGUAUACACGUUUUGGCUGUGUCAGUGGAAAGUCAACAGCAAAAAUUGUAGUAUAAUAACAGGGCUAUACUGAUAGACUUGAAUGAUUUGUCAAGAUGGCCUGGUAGAUUUAGCAGAGAACCACUCAGUGCUGUGGCAGUGCUGGAGUGGGGAGGUGUUGGAAUGGUUUUGGCUGGUCUCUGUUGCACCUCAGGAAAACGAACAUGUGACAGCCAUGUGGAAGACGACGUGGACCGAUCCAGUGACAAGUCAGUCCCCUUCGUGGCUUGAGGAGAAGCGAGGGAGAGAGAAGGAAAGACAGGAGAGAUGCAGUGUAUCUGAAGGGGGGGGUAACUCUAAUGUUGGACCAUCGUAUGUGUGCGUGUGGAACCAAGAUGUUUGGCUCAUUGGUAUUUAAUUCACCAUGAGAUUAUGCCACUUUGUCAUCACCUCUCUUUUCUGGUGGUCUGUUUGGGUGAAAGAAGCUAGUUUAAUUUUGUCGGCAUGUGUAAGUGAUUAUGACUGAAUAUGGGUUAUGAGUCGGUUAGAAAUGUUUCAAACUGAACUCACUAACACAGGGAUAAUAGAGGCCCUUCUAACUAUUAAGAAAUAACUUAAAAUCAAGUUGUUGCCAAACAAAAAUAUAAAAAUGAAGUAUAUGGUAAUUAAACUACAGUGAAGGUCUUGUUUGUUUAUAUCUAAUGUGCAUGGUUAAUGAGGUAGUGGUUAAGUAUCUUCUAUCAGUAAUAAAAAAAAUCUCUGAACAAUAACUCACAUGAUAUAGCUAACACACGUUUAGAGGAUGAGAUAUUAACAGUUGAAUAAAGUGUUAACUAUCAAACCUCAUGAUGACCUGCUUCUCAUGAAAAGACUACAGCUUGUUUUUCUGUCUCACUGAUUCUGACUCCGACCGGCAGGGAAACCAGCGAGAGAUAGAUAACUGAGAGAGAUAACUGCAAAACUGGAUGGUUAGAGAAUGUGUUCAUACAGAAUCUGUCACCCUCUAACAAGCCUGUAUUAUUACCUAGUUAUGUAGCAUCCAAUUGUGUACUUGUCUCAUAGAAAGGGCCUGGUGUUUAUGUGUGAAUGUAGCUUUAGUUCCGAGUCACCCAAAGACCCUAUGAUCAAUAAAGGUCUAUA
This is a messenger RNA of Osmerus eperlanus (European smelt), 4013 nucleotides long. Its product is annotated as SH3 and cysteine-rich domain-containing protein 2-like. The transcript is spliced from 11 exons. Gene Ontology annotation, cellular component: extrinsic component of cytoplasmic side of plasma membrane. The coding region runs from base 834 to 2117 and encodes 427 amino acids. Gene Ontology annotation, biological process: positive regulation of voltage-gated calcium channel activity; positive regulation of protein localization to plasma membrane; skeletal muscle contraction. Gene Ontology annotation, molecular function: protein binding. Lineage: Eukaryota; Metazoa; Chordata; Actinopteri; Osmeriformes; Osmeridae. The record is from RefSeq and is a predicted model, not a curated record.